Molecule: messenger RNA, 1261 nt
Organism: Cryptococcus amylolentus CBS 6039
Lineage: Eukaryota; Fungi; Basidiomycota; Tremellomycetes; Tremellales; Cryptococcaceae
Exons: 2
Coding region: 373-1149 (258 amino acids)
Biological process (GO): purine nucleobase biosynthetic process
Cellular component (GO): cytosol
Molecular function (GO): methylenetetrahydrofolate dehydrogenase (NADP+) activity; methylenetetrahydrofolate dehydrogenase (NAD+) activity
Source: RefSeq, a predicted model, not a curated record
CCCAGAACAUCGCCAGCAUGUCCUCGCAAGGUAUCCUCAUCACUGCCUCCAAGGUGGCUACCCCAUUCAAGUCUGAGCUCCUCAACACCCUCUCCACCCCCCGUUUCGCGUCUCGCCCGCCCCACCUCGUUGGUAUUCUCGCGACAAAAAAGGAGGACGCCAGGACAUACGCCGAGUUUACAAAGAAGGCUUGCGAGCAGCUCGGUAUCAACUAUGAGUUGAGGCUCGUCGGUGAGGCUCGUGAGGGUAUGGACGGCGAGGGUGUCGGAAUCGAAGUCGAGGAGGCCAUCCUUGAGGUGCGUAGAGCCGGUCGAAAGACGCACAUAUCCUGAUCUCUCGAAGGCCAACGAAGAUCCUGAUGUUGAUGGGCUUAUGGUCUACUACCCCAUCUAUGGUGGUCGUCAAGACCAGUACCUCCAAUCCGUCCUGUCACCUCAAAAAGACGUCGAAGGUCUCAAUCACCAGUUCCUCUUCAAUCUCUACCACAACACCCGUUUCAUUAACCCCUCCACUCUCCGCCCCAUUCCCGCUUCCCACCUUGCCGAAGCUCUCCCCAGCAAGGGUAAGCCGGCCAGCGACGAUAUCGCCCCAGAAGGUACCGUCAAGAGCAUCUUGCCUUGUACACCUUUGGCAAUCGUCAAGGUGCUGGAACACAUCGGCGUCUACAACAAGCUGCUGGCUUAUGGUGAUCGUGCGAGGGGAAAGGUCGUCACUGUGAUCAACCGAUCGGAAGUCGUCGGUCGACCCCUUGCGGCCCUCCUCGCAAACGACGGCGCGCGCGUCAUCUCGGUCGACUUGGACUCUGUCGUCGAGUUCUCCAAGCGUCCUUCCACGGAAGAUGACAAGAGACCUCUUGGUCAGCACCACAUCACUACGCCUCUCCCGGACAUGACGCUUGCCAAGGCGCUCAAUAUCUCUGAUGUCGUCAUCUCUGCUGUGCCCGUGGACAGCUUCAAGGUGCCCACGAAAGAGUUGAAGGAUGGAUGUAUCUGUGUGAACGUUGCCGGGGAGAAGAACUUUGAGGCUGACGUGAGAGAACAAGCUUCUAUCUAUGUCCCCUCGGUUGGUGUCAUGACCAUUACCAUGCUCCAGCGAAACCUCUUGCGAUUGUGUGAAUACCAAGACAUGAUCAAGGAGCAGAGCAAGUAAGAGCUGUGGGACGUGACUUGUAUAUAAGAGGAAGGUGAACUUUGAAGAGAAGCGGUGGUUUAUGUUUGUAGAUAUUGUCUUCACUAUUUGGGUAUGCAUAUAGCAUCUAGGU